UUCUUCUUUUCUUUUCUUUUUCGUUAAAAAUCUCACUCACUUUCUUUUCUUCUGUCACAUAAAUGAAAAGAUGUAAAAUAAAUAAACCACUUUCCUUCCUCGCCUCAAAUGCAGUUCGCGGUUCAAAUUCAAAAGCCCCUCUUUGUCUACCCGCUUCUGUAAUAAAAUAAAAUAGAAAAACCUUUGGAAUCGUUAUUCAAUCACUCCGUUGAGUAUGGUUUUCUGAAUCGCAGCAAUGGAAACAGCGCUCACUUGCUUCUUCUGUAGUCGAAUCCCAGCGAAAGCGAAAUUGGGGGCUGCAAGUGAGCACUUCCGUUGCAAUGCCUCUGGACACGUGUCCUUUUCUUCCAUUGGCUCAUUCUGCGGUAACAUUGCGUAUACCAUGUCCAUGUGCUCUUUGUCCCCUUCGUUUGUAACCCACAGGCACAGGCUCAGGCUCAUUCGAAGUGAAACUAAGCUUCGCAGUAACACCAAAAGUAGAAGUGGUAGAAGAAGAAGUGGUUUUAAUAAAAGUGGGUCUUCUCAGUCUGAGGCAGUGAGCAAUCCCAGUGAGAACAGCGUGGAAGGGGGUAGUGGUAUCCAUCAGAAUGGAGACCCUAUUGGGAAGAGGGAACUGGGUAAGAGUGUGAUGAGGUGGAUUCGUGAUAGCAUGAGGGCUAUGGCAUCUGAUUUUGCUUCAGCAGAGUUACAGGGAGAGUUGGAGUUCUCAGAGCUGAAGCAGCGCAUGGGGCCAGGUCUCACUUUUAUCAUCCAGGCUCAGCCAUAUCUGAAUGCGGUUCCUAUGCCCCUUGGUCUUGAAGUUAUCUGCUUCAAGGCCUGCACCCACUAUCCCACUCUCUUCGACCAUUUCCAGAGGGAGCUUCGUGAUGUUCUUCAAGACCUGCAGACUAAGUCCUUGAUUCAGGACUGGCGACACACUGAGUCUUGGAAACUGUUUAAGGAGCUCGCCAAUUCAGCUCAGCAUAGGGCGGUUGCGAGAAAAAUAACGCAGCCCAAGGCUGUUCAUGGCGUUUUGGGAAUGGAUGUAGAAAAGGUGAAAGCAAUGCAGCACAGGAUUGAUGAAUUUACCAACCGCAUGUCAGAACUACUUCGUAUUGAAAGGGAUGCUGAAUUGGAGUUUACUCAGGAGGAGUUGGAUGCUGUUCCUAAACCUGAUGAUGCUUCUGAUUCUUCAAAACCGAUUGAUUUCUUGGUUAGCCAUAGCCAGUCUCAGCAAGAACUCUGUGACACCAUUUGUAAUUUAAAUGCCAUCAGUACCUCUACAGGUCUGGGUGGAAUGCAUUUGGUGUUGUUCAAGGUCGAAGGGAACCACCGGUUACCACCUACCACACUUUCACCUGGAGACAUGGUUUGUGUGAGAACAUGUGACAGCAAGGGUGCAAUUACAACUUCUUGCAUGCAAGGAUUUGUGAACAGUCUUGGGGAUGAUGGCUAUAGUAUUACAGUUGCUUUAGAGUCACGCCAUGGUGAUCCUACAUUCUCUAAACUAUUUGGGAAGAGUGUGCGCAUUGACCGUAUUCAAGGACUGGCUGAUACACUAACGUAUGAGCGCAAUUGUGAAGCCCUGAUGCUGCUUCGGAAGAAUGGUUUACGAAAGAAGAAUCCUUCAAUUUCUGUUGUUGCUACACUGUUUGGAGAUGGGGAAGAUGUUGCGUGGCUUGAGAAGAAUUAUUUGGCCGAAUGGGCUGAAGAAAAUUUGGACGGAAUAUUAGGAAGUGAAACUGUAGAUGAUUCUCAGCGUAGAGCAAUUGCACUAGGUUUGAAUAAAAAGAGGCCUGUAUUGGUUAUCCAAGGGCCUCCUGGUACAGGUAAGACUGGUUUGCUCAAGCAACUUAUAGCAUGUGCUGUUCAGCAAGGUGAAAGGAUUCUGGUUACAGCACCAACUAAUGCAGCUGUUGAUAACAUGGUUGAAAAGCUUUCAAGUGUCGGAUUAAAUAUCGUGCGGGUUGGAAAUCCAGCUCGUAUAUCAAAGACAGUGGGAUCAAAGUCUUUGGGAAAAAUUGUAAAUGCUAAGCUUGCAAGCUUUCGAGAAGAAUAUGAGAGGAAGAAGUCAGAUCUAAGGAAAGAUCUAAGACAUUGUUUAAGGGAUGAUUCACUGGCUGCGGGUAUACGCCAACUUCUUAAACAGCUGAGUAGGUCACUGAAGAAAAAGGAAAAGCAUACCAUUAAUGAAGUCCUCUCUAGUGCUCAGGUUGUGCUUGCCACUAAUACUGGAGCAGCUGACCCUUUGAUUCGAAGGCUAGAUACUUUUGACUUGGUUGUCAUAGAUGAAGCCGGACAGGCAAUUGAACCCGCAUGCUGGAUUCCUAUAUUGCAGGGAAAGCGCUGUAUUCUUGCUGGUGAUCAAUGCCAACUUGCUCCUGUCAUAUUAUCUAGAAAGGCCUUAGAAGGUGGUCUUGGAAUAUCUCUACUGGAGAGAGCUACAACUUUGCAUGAAGGGAUUCUCACCACCAGGUUAACAACACAGUACCGUAUGAAUGAUGCAAUUGCUAGUUGGGCUUCAAAGGAGAUGUAUGGUGGAUUAUUGAAGUCCUCUGAGACUGUCUUUUCUCAUCUUCUUGUAGAUUCUCCUUUUGUUAAGCGUACUUGGAUAACGCAGUGCCCACUGCUAUUGCUUGAUACUAGAAUGCCAUAUGGAAGUCUGUCGGUUGGUUGCGAAGAGCAUCUAGACCCAGCUGGAACAGGUUCAUUUUAUAAUGAAGGAGAAGCUGAUAUAGUUUUGCAGCAUGUCUUUUCCUUAAUUUAUGCUGGUGUUAGCCCAACUGCUAUUGCAGUGCAAUCCCCUUAUGUUGCUCAAGUACAACUUUUGAGGGACAAGCUUGAUGAGUUUCCAGAAGCUGCAGGUACUGAGGUUGCAACCAUUGAUAGUUUUCAAGGUCGAGAAGCUGAUGCUGUAAUUUUAUCCAUGGUACGAUCAAACACGAUGGGAGCUGUUGGAUUCCUUGGGGAUAGCAGAAGAAUCAAUGUUGCCAUCACGAGAGCACGCAAACAUUUAGCUGUGGUCUGUGACAGCUCAACUAUAUGCCACAAUACCUUCUUAGCAAGACUUCUGCGUCAUAUAAGACAUUUCGGUAGGGUGAAGCAUGCAGAACCAGGUAGUUUUGGAGGGUAUGGACUCGGGAUGAAUCCCAUUUUACCUUCCAUUAAUUAGUGUGCAACAUUUGCAUGAAACAUAUUUUUCUCUUUGGGGUGGGGGCGGGGGGAUUGGAGGGGAUUCAUAGGUUUUUUUUUUUUUUUUUCGUGGUCAAAACUUGUAUAGUUGUAUAGCAAUUCAAAAAUUCAAGAUUUGUAGGUCCUAUUAAGUACAACUCAUGCAUGAAAAUAAUGGAACAAAAGUUCAUUGAACCCUCCAAAUUUGGAUGUAAUGAUGUAUAUUAAAUAUUGUUUCAAUGAAUUGCAAAUCACAAUUGCCAAUUGCCAGGGUAUACAUUAUUUUAUGGGAAGUAGGGAUGUUCAUUAUUGACUUUGACAAACCCGAUAAUUCAAAUCAAGUCGAUUCAAUUAAAAUUAAUACGAAAUAGUUUGAUUAAUUAACUUAUUUUCCCUUAAAACUUAAUUAAAUUAGUAAACAGAUUAAUAUUUGGACUUCAUCUUUUAACCUGAACUAGUCACAGGAUCAAGUUUUUUAAAAAAUAAAUAAAUUUAUACAUUUUAGACUACAGUGUUUAUCUAUUAUAUGCUUUUAUCCAUUUUUUCAUUCAUUAUAACCUUAAUUGUCUAGCGUUAUUACGCACUUGAAUUAAGAAUUAAUUAUAAAAUAUUUAUCGCAUCAAACAAAAGUUUAAUAAUCUUUUUCUUUCUCAAUAAAAUCUAAUCACUUUUAGAUGUUUAAAAUAAAACAUAAGGAUUGAUAUUAACAAAAUUGUACAAAAUUUAAUAUAAAAGGUAACGAAUUUUUCAUGCACUCGAUGGAUAAGAAAUGAAAGUAAGAAACAAUAAUUGUGAAGUUAUACUAGUUGAGUAAUAAAAUUUAGUGUUAUAAAAAUCGGCUUAGACCAGCCGGUCAAACCAAUUAAGCCAGAAACUGAAUGUCAUUUUCAGCAUGACGCUGGUCUUCAUCCAUUUUUGUUGCAAGAUGUCGUUGCUGGAAGAAGAUGAAACUUUGAGGAAACAAAGGAGAGAGGAUUUCUCUGUGUGAAACGAAUAUGGAAGAGAGAAAGCAGAGAGAAAAGUGAUUUGCCUAACCAUUUCCGAGAGUCUAAUUAUGUACAAAUAAGAUAUUAGCAAUAACGACACCCUUAAAAAUGAUUAUCCUAUUUAAUUGUAUAAAAAUUAAAGCAUUUAUUUUAUUCCUAAAAAUUUGAUAUUUAUUGUUUGUGAGAAAGGUUAUUUUUUUAAAAAUAAUAAGUCUUAUAAAAUAUUUUAUCUUUCAUCAUUUUCUAAAAUUAAAGAGAAAAAAAUACAAGAAUUUUACCAAAUAAAUAUAGAUUUAUAGAUGAAUUUUUAAAAAGUUAUAAACAAAUUUUAAUAUUAUAAACAAAUUUAUAAAUAGGUAAGACUCGUUUCUUUUUUUCUUAUUUGUAAGUCAUACAAACAGAUUUUUAUGCUCGUAUAUAAUUUAUAAACAAUUUUAUUAACAACUUUUACUAUUUAAAAAGUUACAUAAAGAUAUAUCUAUUUGUAAAUUAUUAAAAAAAAAAGCCUAAAUUUUUAAAAUUUAAAUGAAUUUUAUUGUUUGUAAAUUUAUAGAAAGAUUUGGCCAUGUGUAAUUAACAAAAAUUUAUUUGUAAUUUUUUAUUUUUUUGUCUAUUAUUUGUACUUAUAUAAUUAUUACUCCUUGUUGCUAAUUAUCAUAACCAUUGGUAGGAAAGUUAUGAAAUGUAUUAAAAUUUAAAAAAUAAUUACAAAAUUAUAAAUUAAAAUAUCAUUAUAAUAAUAAAAGUAAACAUCUAAAAUGAUAAUAUGAAAAUAAAAUAACAAAGUUCGAAACAAUACAAAAGUAAUCACGAGUACCUGAUGUCAUCAAUAUGAUCAUUGGUACAAGUCGUCAGCAUCAUCAUCAUCAUAGAUAGAGGAUGAAUGUCACAUCACUCCAAAAACUGGUAGUGUUAGAGCUAGUAGGAGAGGAGUGGAUCUAUUCGCUCUCAUAAGUUCAAAGUAUACAUGCAUCUGUUGCAUCUACAUAUACUAUUGUUGCACCACCCUUUACAUCUUCAAUGCCACCUUUUUCUUAGCAUUCUUUUCUCCUUAUUCUUUUACAUCUCUUUAUUUUGCUUUUAUGGCUCUUCAUUUAGGGCAUGGACUUUAGUGCCAUGUCCUUUACCUCCUCAACAAACUCUAGGGCUUUUAUAAAGGUCGCCCACCGUUUAUGACCAUAUAUCGUCCUCAUCAACAAACUCUAGGUCCUCAAUAGAUGCAACCUCCAGCCUCUGAACAUAGUUAGCCUACAAUUUAGUGCAAAUAAUUAUAUAUUAGGCUCAAAAAAUAUUUUUUAAACUUUUAAUCAAAAAAUAUAAUGUGAGUAACUAUACUUACAUAUGUUGCUUAAGAUCAUGAAUCAACCCCCACAAUUUUGUCUCCCUUGCAAGUGCAUUUCUCCUUGAACACUUCUCUAUAUGUAAGUGGUCUCUUUAGCAACUUCUCCUGCAAUUCCAAUUAAUAAACCUCUCAAAGAUAAAUUGAAUAAUAAAAAUUUAAAACAAAAUAAAAAAAUCAUUAACCAAGUUAGCCUUAGUGUUGGCCAAAAUAAUAGAGCCACCAAAAUGUAGUAGGCCACCUUUAUUGGAUGCCCUAUUUGUCUUGUUAUUUAUGAUGAAAUUUUGAAACUUAGUUGUAUGUCAAUAUUCCUUCCUAUAAGACAUGAAGGAAGUGAGAUACUAUCUAAUUUAUAGAUGACGAAUCCUGACAGCCUCAAUGUACAUUUGUCUUAAUCAAUUUGUAGUUUGACUCUCUCAAGCCUUGAAAAUUUUCUUCUUGUCCUGGCAGGAAUAGAGAAGUGGUUCUACAUAAAUAGAAAUUAAUUAAUACAGGUAAAAAAAGUUAGAGAUCUAAUUAUACUUAAAAUAAAUCAAUUAACUUUUAUUAACUUUCAAUCAUUGUACCACUCCAAUCAAAACUGGUAUAAGGCGCAUCAUACAUCUUUUUAAUGGUAUUCAUGACCUAGUCCUUCUGCGGUGGAUACCAACUAAACACAUAAUAAAGAUAUAUUAUAUAGUGGAUAAUGACAACAUAAAAUAAGACAAUUAUGUUAACAUUCACAUGAAAUAAAUUUUUGCGUCAUAUUUGGUAAAUAUCUUCUUAUCAAGUGGAUCCAUCCCAUCUCAAACUUGGAAGUGUUCUCGAGGGUGUCUGGGUUUGUGAUUAGUGCCCAGAGGAAG
Messenger RNA from Abrus precatorius (Indian licorice), 6317 nucleotides. Its product is annotated as DNA-binding protein SMUBP-2. The coding region runs from base 236 to 3151 and encodes 971 amino acids. Lineage: Eukaryota; Viridiplantae; Streptophyta; Magnoliopsida; Fabales; Fabaceae. Gene Ontology annotation, molecular function: RNA binding; ATP hydrolysis activity; 5'-3' DNA helicase activity. The transcript has 7 exons. The record is from RefSeq and is a predicted model, not a curated record.